AUGCCAGACGGGUCCUUUGUCGAGCCGUUCGAGACCCAAGGAUGGUCGUCGCAACUCGUCUUCUACCUCAACGGCACCCGCAUCGCGCUCGACGGAUCCUCGAUCGAUCCCGACACCUCGCUGCUGUCCUUCAUUCGCUCCCAACCGGGGUUGACCGGCACCAAGCUCGGAUGCGGUGAAGGAGGAUGUGGUGCUUGCACCAGUGAGAUGUUAUUGUGGCUUUCCCAGUGUCAAUCGCUGCAGUAGUGGCUAAUCUCCUUGGCCGUUUUGCUCUGUGUCGCCGCGCUUAUCAUGACGAUCAGUUGUCGUCCAGUCCAAGCAUCCUGUACAAGGCCACAUCCAGUCAGUUUGACAUUUUGAAGCCUCACACCAUCAUCAAGGUCAAUACUGACCUGUGAAUCUCCAACCCUACAGACAUCUCGCUGUCAACGCAUGCCUUGCACCUUUGAUAAGUGGUCCGUAGCCCCCCGGCCCCUCCCCCCCUCCGACGCCCACCCCGCCGAUUGCCGAAUCUCGCUCUCCGAGGACUCCGAGCUGACCCCAACUUUUCAAUCUUGUGGGCGCGCUCAGUCGAGGGAAAGCAUGUCAUCACUGUCGAGGGUCAGUCGAGACUUGCACUCUCAUACUAAUGACCGAUUUGCCAAGUAGCUGACUUCACACCUUUCCCCUCAGCCCUCGGCAACUCGGAGAACCCUCACCCGCUUCAGGAGCGCAUGUGGAAACUGUCCGGGUCCCAGUGCGGGUUCUGCACGCCCGGCAUCGUCAUGUCCGUCUAUGCUCUGCUCCGUGAAGCCGCCUACCGUGGUCAAUUGACCGUAGAGGACGUCGAGCUUGAGGGUGUACUCGAUGGCAAUCUCUGUCGAUGGUCAGUCCACCCCAUGUUCCAAUCAAAAGCCUGAUGCUGACGAUCGGUCAUCUCGAUACACUGGCAGCACUGGAUACGCUCCAAUUCUCGUCGCGGUCAAGUCCUUCGUCGGAGACUACCUCACCAAGGUGAAUGGAAAUGGCGCGGAAGCCUCCUCAGGAGCCAAGGUCGAUGACUCGCUUGUCGUUCCGUUCAACUUUGACGCUUCGGGAUUGGACAAUGAGGAUGCAACCAAGAAGGCCAAAGCGGGCGCCUGCUGCGGAUCGAACGGAUGCUCAGAGGCCAGCACAGACGUGUCGAUGCCCGUCCCUUCGGGUAAGGAUAGUUCCGAGCCCCCGAUCGAUGCGACCGCCGGUGCAAUGGGUCGAACAGCGCCAACCGGAUCGAGCACCGACAUCAAGCCUACCAAGCCAAAGGGGUGUGGCCGAGCCGAUUGCUGUCAGCUUGACGGAGGCAAAGGACCCGCUUCGACUGCGCCUACGCAUUCCUUCCCUCGGUUCGAGUUCAAGCCUUAUCGGCCUGGCGUCGAGCUCAUCUUUCCCCCGGGUCUGCAAUCGCACAAGCUCGCGCCAAUCAAGUUCGGUUCCAAGGGCAGGAUGUGGCUCCGACCGACGACGCUCGACCAGCUCCUGUCGCUCAAAGCCCAGUACCCUGACGCCAAGCUCGUUGGUGGUUCGUCCGAGAUCGCGAUUGAAGUCGGUAUUCUCGGUCGAAAGUACCCUGUCUGCCUCUUCGUGUCGGACAUUCCCGAGCUGUACGCGAUCGAGUUGCCGGACCUCAAAUCGGACAAGCCGACUUUCACGUUUGGCGCCAACACGCCCUUGAGCGAGAUCGAACAGGUCUGCAAGGACCUGACCAAAUCGUUGCCCAAGACUCAAGCCGGUCCCUUCAAGGCAAUCAAGGAUCAGCUACGUUACUUUGCCGGCCGACAAGUGCGCAACACGGCUUCCGUCGCGGGAAACAUCGCGACUGCAUCGCCCAUCUCGGAUUUAAACCCCGUCUGGCUCGCCACCGGGGCGACCCUGAUUGCGAGGAACGAGUCGCGGGGCGAGUUUGAACUUCCUCUCGCCUCCUUCUUCGUCGGGUACCGCAAAACAACAUUGCCUGCGGAUGCGAUCAUUGUGAGGAUCAUCGUCCCCGUCAACACGUCGAGCGAUACCGAGGUAGUGCGUGCCUAUAAGCAAGCUAAGCGAAGGGACGACGAUAUCUCGAUCGUCUGCGCGUGCAUGGCGAUGCGAGUCGAUGCAGAUGGCACCAUCAAGUCGGCCAAGCUUGCCUACGGAGGCAUGGCUCCCUUCACGAUUGCCGCCACCAAGACGCAGGAAUACCUCGUCGGCAAGAGUAUCACCUCGGACACACUCGAAGGUGCCCUGGAUGUCCUUGCCAAAGAGUUUGAUCUCGCGUUCGAUGUACCCGGUGGGAUGGCGGCCUACCGACGGACUUUGACGCUGUCCUUUUUCUUCAAAUUCUUCGUCACGGUCUCGAUCGAGUCGGGUCGACCCCUCGACGUCGCCAAGGAGCUAUCGAGUACCGAGGAAAUCACCGAGUCGAUUCACCGCUCCAUUAGCUCUUCGACGCGUGACAACUCGGACCCCUAUGCCCUUGAAGUGGUGGGCAAGCAAGAACCGCACAUGUCGGGGUUGAAGCACGUGACGGGAGAAGCGAUUUACUGCGACGACAUCCCUUCCAUUGCCAACGAGGCGUACGUCGGACUCGUCCUGUCGCAGCGCGCUCAUGCCAAGAUCGUCUCGGUCGAUGCGUCCGAGGCGCUCGAGCAAGACGGUGUCGUGGGCUUUGUCGACCACAACGACGUGCCGAACGAACGAGCCAACUGGUGGGGUUCGGCCGCGAUCGACGAGACGUUCUUCGCUACCGACGAAGUCAUCUCCCACGGUCAAAUCAUCGGUGCCGUCGUGGCCAAGACCAAGUUGAUCGCCGCCAAGGCCGCUCGAUUGGUCAAAGUAGAGUACGAGGACCUCCCCGUCAUCUUGACAAUUGAGGAGGCCGUCGCUGCCGGGUCGUUCCACCCUCAGUACGAUCGCAGGAUUUCAAGGGGUGACGAGAUCUCGAAAGCCAUGUCCGAGUCCGAGUGCACGCUUGAGGGAGCGACUAGGAUGGGUGGGCAAGAGCACUUCUACCUCGAGACGAUGGCAUCGUUGGUAGUCCCGAAGAGGGAAGGCGGUGAGGUCGAGGUCUACUCGUCGACGCAGGCCCUAAACGACACCCAGCGGUGGGUCGCACAAAUUAUGGGCGUACCUCGCAACCGCGUCGUCGCCAAGGUCAAGCGACUUGGUGGUGGCUUCGGUGGCAAAGAGACGAGGAGUGCCAUGUUGACCGCGGUGUGUGCCUUGGCGGCCAAGAAGACGAAGAGACCCGUUCGAGCCAUGUUGGAUCGAGACGUCGAUAUUCGAACGACCGGUCAACGCCACCCUUGUCUCGGAGAGUGGAAGGUCGGCUUCACCAAGGAGGGCAAGUUGACCGCAUUGGACGUGCAGUUCUAUGCCAACGCUGGCUACUCGCUCGAUAUCUCUGGAGGUGUGUGCGAUCGAGCUUUGGCUCACCUCGAGAACUCGUACUGGAUCCCUCACGUCGACGUCCGUGCUCGAUGCUGCAAGACCAACACCGUGUCCAACACCGCGUACCGAGGUUUCGGUGGUCCGCAAGGCAUGAUCGUCGCCGAGCAUUACCUCGAAGCCAUUGCCGAGCACCUCAACCUCGAUAUCGACCACGUGCGUAAGAUCAACCUUUACAAGGAAGCUCAAAAAACGCCUUACCACCAAAAGGUCCUCGAUUGGCAUGUCCCUCGAUUGUUGGAGGAUUGCCGAAAAGAGAGCGAUUACGAUCAGAGGAAACAGGCUGUUGAGCAGUUCAACAAAGAGCACAAGUAUAGGAAGCGUGGGAUCGCGCUUGUGCCGACCAAGUUUGGGUUGGCGUUUGGUGUCAAGGCGAUGAAUCAGGGAGCUGCUUUGGUCCAUGUUGUGAGUUUUGCGUGUCUCCUAGCUUGAUUGAGAAGGGGAAGCAGGUGGCUGACGGAGGGGCCCGAUCAUCCGCAGUACAUGGACGGGUCGGUCCUUGUCGCUCACGGUGGAACGGAGAGUGAGUGGUUCGACAGCUACACCUGGCAAAUAUGAACGAGUUCUGAUGCUCUUGUACGCCUCGCAGUGGGUCAAGGUCUAUACACCAAGUGCUGCCAAGUCGCGGCGCAGGAGCUUCAAGUGCCCCUCUCCUCGGUCUUUACGUCCGAGUCGGCGACCAACACCGUGCCCAACGCGGUUCCCACAGCUGGUGAGUUCGAAAGUCUCUACAUGAAUUGAUCGAUGGCGUCACUUACAUGCGAGAGAGUACUCGACCUCAUAGGUUCGGCCGGUUCGGAUCUGCAAGCUUACGCGGUGUACAAUGCUUGCGCCGAGCUCAACAAGCGCCUCGAACCGUAUCGUCAAAAGCUCGGCCCCGACGCCUCGUUCGCCGCCUUGGCCGGUGCAGCAUGGGGUGAUCGCAUCUCGCUCUCCGCGACGGGUCAUCACGCCACGCCUGACCUAGGCUACGUCUGGAACGAGCAAAAAGAAACGGGCAACUUGUUCCACUACUUCACUCAAGGUGUUGCCGCUGCCGAAGUCGAACUCGACACCUUGACGGGUGACCACACCGUCCUGCGAGUCGAUCUCAAGAUGGACGUUGGCAAAUCCCUGAACCCCGCCAUCGAUUACGGUCAAAUCGAAGGCGCUUUCGUGCAAGGUCAAGGGUGGUGCACGAUCGAAGAAUCGCUUUGGCUCAAGAACGGCGCGAUCCAAACCGUUGGUCCAGGGGCGUACAAAAUUCCCGGCUUCGCCGAUAUCCCCCAAGUCUUCAACGUCGCUUUAUUGAAAGAUGCCGAAUGGCCCAACUUGGGGUCCAUCAAAGCCUCGAAAGGGAUUGGUGAACCGCCUUUCUUCCUUGGGUGUUCGGUGUUUUUGGCGCUCAGGCAAGCGGUCAAAUCGGUGAGAAUGGAUCAGGGUAUUCAGAAGAGUGCCGAGUUUAGGUUGCCGUUAACGAGUGAGAGGUUGAGGUUGGCGUGUGGGGAUCGGUUGGUGCAAAAAGCCAAGGUGGAGCAGAAGGAGGGGAAGGAGGGGAAGAAGGGGUUCUUUGUUUAUAUCUAG
Microbotryum saponariae is the source of this 5001-nucleotide messenger RNA. The record is from the annotation of a GenBank genome assembly. NCBI's taxonomy places the organism in Eukaryota, Fungi, Basidiomycota, Microbotryomycetes, Microbotryales, Microbotryaceae.